Durusdinium trenchii is the source of this 1446-nucleotide messenger RNA. The record is from the annotation of a GenBank genome assembly. NCBI's taxonomy places the organism in Eukaryota, Dinophyceae, Suessiales, Symbiodiniaceae.
AUGAUUCUAGCUCCCUCUUUGGCGCCGGUCACCGGCGCUGGCGCCAGUGCAGCACCUUCAGGCCGACAGCUGAGCGCGGCGCGUGCACCGGUGCUGCUAACUGCGAGUGCUGCGAUCGCGCACGGAGCAAGACGUGUGGCGCGCGUGGCGAGGGCGUCAACCAGCAGGAGCACCUUCUGGCGCACCGCUGCGCUGGCGGGUGCUGCCACCACCGCCGCUGGCGCCAAGGGUGCUAAGGCAGAGGUCCAGGUGGUGCAAGGCAUCCGGCGGAAGAAGCUGGGCUUCAGCGAUCUCUACGUCUCCGAGAUGGGCCUCGGCACGCAGCGUUGGGGCAGUGCAGAUUUCAAUGGACCAGAUGAAGCGCUUUGUCAUCGGAUGAUGGACCGGGCCAUUUUGGAAGGCGGGGUGAACUUGGUCGACACCGCCGAGCAAUAUCCCAUCCCCUCGGAUGCUUUGCGGCCGGAGGGGCUGACGGAAGAGAUCAUCGGCAAGUGGGUCGCCAAAGACAAGACGCGACGAGAUAAGAUCGUGGUCUCCACCAAGAUCACUGGAGGGUUGAAUGUGAAUGCUCAAAACAUCCGAGAUGAUUUGGACGCCUCUUUGAAAAGGUUGCAAUUUGACCAUGUGGACCUUUAUCUGACACACUGGUCUUUUCGCAUGUCCCAGCCGCAGCAGAAUUGGGGUCAAUCGCUCCAGUACCGCCCCACUUUGGAGAAGAUUGCGCGACGUGAAGGGCAGGCCACCUUUGAGGAGGUGGUCCAAGCCAUGGACAAGUUGGUGAAACAAGGCAAGAUCCGUGGCUGGGGCUGCUGCAAUGAGAGCCCCUAUGGCGCCACACGCCUUGUGGCCACGGCCAAAGCCAUGGGUGCCACGCCGCCCUGUGUCUUUCAGAACGACUACUCCAUCUUGAAUCGAAGAUGUGAAGAAAAUGGUCUCUUUGAGAUGUGCUCUCCCUACAACGAAGAUGUAGGCUUCAUGGCCUACAACGUUUUAGCUGGUGGAGUGCUCACCGGCAAGUACCUGGACGCUCCGGCCGCCCCCGAUGAGCCAAACCCCAUGGCCAGCUUUGCCAGGACCACCAGCCCCAGGGGUCGUAUGGACGACCUCUCGUGGGGCCCCACCUUGUACCGCUACCGCUCCGCUGCCGCGCUGGACGCCACCAAGCGCUACGCGGCGCUGGCGAAGGAACAGAAGAUCCCCUUGACGGAGCUGGCGCUGCGCUGGGCCAAGCAGCGGGGUGGGAUGACCACCGCGUUGGUAGGACACACCUCCAUGGAACAACUGGAGGAAGAUAUGCGUGCCAUGGCCAAGCCAGAUGCCUUGCCUGAGAAGUUGAUGUGGGAGAUUGACAGAGUUCACAUGCGCAACCGGCUGCCAAUUUUCUCCUCUGAGAGGACAGAUGCAUCCUCACCCAACAGUGGUGAAAUAGGGGAACCAAUCCCGUGA